Molecule: messenger RNA, 1584 nt
Organism: Sporothrix brasiliensis 5110
Lineage: Eukaryota; Fungi; Ascomycota; Sordariomycetes; Ophiostomatales; Ophiostomataceae
Product: pyruvate kinase
Exons: 2
Coding region: 1-1584 (527 amino acids)
Biological process (GO): glycolytic process
Cellular component (GO): cytoplasm
Molecular function (GO): pyruvate kinase activity; magnesium ion binding; potassium ion binding
Source: RefSeq, a predicted model, not a curated record
AUGGUUGCCAGCGCUCUUGACCACCUGUCGCUUGGCGGCCGCAUUGACUGGCUCGCCAGUCUGAACACCGAUGCCAAGCCUGAGAAGAACUACCGCCGGACGUCCAUCAUCUGCACGAUUGGCCCCAAGACCAACUCCGUCGAGGCCAUCAACGGCCUGCGCUCGGCCGGCCUGAACGUCGUUCGCAUGAACUUCUCUCACGGCAGCUACGAGUACCACCAGUCUGUCAUCGACAAUGCCCGCGCCGCCGAGGCCAGCCAGCCGGGCCGCCAGAUUGCCAUCGCCCUCGACACCAAGGGUCCUGAGAUCCGCACUGGCAACACCAAGAACGACGAGGACCUCCCACUGAGCGCCGGCACUGUCAUGAACUUCACCACCGAUGACAAGUACGCCACUGCCUGUGACACGGCCAACAUGUACGUCGACUACAAGAACAUCACCAAGGUCGUCAAGCCCGGCCGCAGGAUCUACGUGGACGACGGUGUCCUGGCCUUUGACGUGCUGGAGGUUGUGGACGACAAGACCAUCAAGGUCAAGGCGCGCAACAACGGCUUCAUCUCGUCCAAGAAGGGUGUCAACCUGCCCAACACCGAUGUGGACCUGCCAGCGCUGUCCGAGAAGGACAAGAACGAUCUGCGCUUCGGCGUGAAGAACAACGUCGACAUGGUGUUUGCGUCGUUUAUUCGCCGCGCCCAGGACAUCAAGGACAUCCGCGAGGUCCUUGGCCCCGAUGGCAAGCACAUCCAGAUCAUUGCCAAGAUCGAGAACCGCCAGGGCUUGAACAACUUCCCCGAGAUUCUGGCCGAGACCGACGGCGUCAUGGUGGCCCGUGGUGACCUGGGUAUCGAGAUCCCCGCCGCCGAGGUGUUCGCGGCCCAGAAGAAGCUGAUUGCCAUGUGCAACAUGGCCGGCAAGCCUGUCAUCUGCGCCACGCAGAUGCUGGAGUCGAUGAUCAAGAACCCCCGCCCGACGCGCGCCGAGAUCAGCGACGUCGGCAACGCCGUCACGGACGGUGCCGACUGUGUCAUGCUGUCGGGCGAGACGGCCAAGGGCAGCUACCCCCAGGAGGCGGUGCGCGAGAUGAGCGACACCUGCCUCAAGGCCGAGAACACGAUCCCGUACGUCAGCCACUUUGAGGAGCUGUGCCAGAUUGUCAAGCGCCCCGUCAGCAUUGCCGAGUCGUGCGCCAUGGCCGCGGUUCGGGCGUCGCUGGACCUGAACGCCGGCGGCAUUAUCGUUCUGUCGACGUCGGGCGACUCUGCACGCCUGCUGUCCAAGUUCCGCCCCGUGUGCCCCAUCUUCAUGGUGACGCGCCAGCCGUCUGCGUCCCGGUACAGCCAUCUGUACCGCGGCGUGUACCCGUUCUACUUCCCGGAGGCCAAGCCUGACUUCAAGGAGGUCAACUGGCAGGAGGACGUGGACCGCCGCAUCAAGUGGGGCGUGCAGCGUGCCAUUGAGCUCAACGUCCUGACCAAGGGCGACACCGUGGUCGUUGUGCAGGGCUGGAAGGGCGGUGUCGGCAACACCAACACGCUGCGCAUCGUCAAGGCCGACGUUGAGCACCUCGGCAUUGGCCAGGAGUGA